This is a messenger RNA of Capsicum annuum, 2025 nucleotides long. RefSeq lists its product as uncharacterized. The transcript is spliced from 12 exons. The record is from RefSeq and is a predicted model, not a curated record. Bases 1 to 2025 code for a protein of 674 amino acids. NCBI's taxonomy places the organism in Eukaryota, Viridiplantae, Streptophyta, Magnoliopsida, Solanales, Solanaceae.
AUGCUUGAGAUAGAACAAGACAAUCCGGAUGAAAUACACAUUUACGUGCAAGGAACCACACUCAAGUUUACUAUUAUUGAGUAUGCCAUUAUAUCCGGUCUUAAAUGUUUAGGAAACAUCGAAGAGCACCUCUUUUCUGUUACAUCAAAGUCCUCAUUAAUGACGAAGUAUUUUCCAGGAUCUAAGAGUUCUGUCAAAAGGAGUCUCUUUAUAGAGCGAUUCAAGUUGGGCAACUUUAAAAAAAAUUCUGAUGCUCUGAAUAUGUCAAUAAUUUACUUCAUUCACACCUUCCUGUAUUCACAAGUACAUGAUUCUACAAUUAGCAAAUCGGAUUUUGUGAUGGUUGAGAAUGGUAGUUACGGACAAUUUCCAUGGGGGAAGAGUUCAUUUGAAAAGCUUAUCGCAUUGUGGAGACAAGAUUUUUUUGUCGCAAAACAGUUAUACUCAAUGGGGGGAAUGCCUCACGAGCUGAAUGUUUGGAUGUAUGAAUGUUGUUCUAAGGUGGUUGAAAUCAAAGUUAAGUACGAGAAAUUUAUGGCUGGUAUGUUCAGCAAGUUAGUAUACAACAAUAUACGAUCAACUGAUGAAGAAGUACAAAGUCUUGAUUUGCCAAUGAUUGAGGGAUUUCAAUUAAAAGAAGCUGAAAUUGAAUUUCCUCCAAAAAUUGCUGCAGAUUGUUUCGAUAAAAGAUCUGCUGUCGAACGAAAAAUAGUCCGUUUUGAUUCCACAACUGCCGAGGAGCAAGUUUGUCAGAAAGCACCAUCUUUUGUUUCAACAAGAACUGUGCCAACCCAAAAAAUAGUUUCUUCAGGUUCGGAGCAUGUUCAUGCCGAAAAGACAACUCCAUCAUUGUCACUCAAGUCAGUUUGUCAGGACAAUUCUGAUGAAAAGUGGGAUGAUAUAAAGUUAUUUUUGCAAUCUUAUGUUGACACAAAAAUCAAUUGUCUUCAUGAUCUAAUAGUCAAACAACAUCAUGACUCAAAUGAAAAAAUGGAUAAACAACAUGCCGAACUCAUCCAAUUGUUGAAACACCACAGCCAAAAAAAUGAAAAGCAAAAGGGAGAAGAAAAAACAGGAAACAUACCAUCUAAAGAAGAUGUUGAAGAUAUUGAAAUCUUCAAAACCUUGAAAGAAAAAGAAAAAAAGGAUGUAGAAGGAUGCAGUGAGGAUAAUGCUACUGCCAUCCCAGAUGCUCUUGUAGAAUCCGUACUAAAUCACAAUUCUGACAACACCAAUGUUGGAACAUCUAUUACUGUGCAUGUCUAUAAUGAUCACAUGGAUGUUGAAGGAUUUAGUGCUGAUUUUGGGUCUGCCACAUUGGAAUUCGAGUUAGAUGCGAUAUUGAAAGUUAUUGCAGCACCAGUUGAUGACGUUUCUAUAGAAGUAGUUCCACCGGUAGAACCAAUUGUGAACCAACACGACAUCUCUGAUAGUCAGCUUCCUCUUGAUUUUUCUGAUGCUGUUGUCGCGGCUUAUCAAGCUGCGAAAACCCCUUCGAAUAUUGUUAAGAGAAUCAGGACGAGAUCCAAAGUUUUCAAGUCUCCAUACACAACAAAAUAUGCUUCUGGAUCUAAAGCAAUUGGGGAUCAGAUCGAAAAGCAGAAACAACAAUUCACUUUUGAUGGUUUCCUAAUAUCUGACACUAUGUCAAGCAGUAUAAUUGAAGAGUUCAAACAGUGGGUGGAGGAAGGAUUAUUGAAGUUUCAUGCUAAAAAAUACUAUGAAGACGAUACAGAUACAGUCCUGACUACACAACAAGAUUAUGUUGAAUCUGUUCACGUUGCUCUAAUUGAAGAGGCAAUAACACAUAUAAUCAAGGAAUAUUGCAUGCCAUCUGGUUUGCCAUGGCACCAAACUGAUGAGGUGGAUUGUGGAGUCUUUGUUGCUGGUUAUGCAGAAUAUCUAAGUGAAGAAAUGAACGUGCCUUCUGAUGGUUUUGAAGCAGAAUACCAUAGAAUGCGUUACGCCACACUACUUCGAAAUAUGAUAUUCAAAAAGCAAAGAAAGGUAAUUAUUGUUAGAUAA